GCCCGGCCACGGUGCCGCCCCUGUUCCUGGCCCCGCUACCUCGGGGCUGACGCACUGACUGCCCGCACCGCCGGCUCCAGGAUGGGCGCACUGAAGGUAGUAUUCUGAAGUCUCAGGAAGCGGACUUGUUUAAAUGUUCAUGGCCCAUGAGAAAGGCAUAUAAGAAACCAUGGCACUCCCUUUUCAAAAAGAGUUGGAGAAAUACAAGAACAUUGAUGAAGAUGAGCUUCUUGGCAAACUCUCAGAAGAGGAACUGAAACACUUGGAAAAUGUUCUCGAUGACCUAGAUCCUGAGAGUGCACUGCUGCCGGCUGGAUUCCGACAGAAGGACCAGACGCAGAAAGCAGCCACGGGCCCAUUUGACCGCGAGCAUCUCCUCAUGUACCUGGAGAAGGAGGCUUUAGAACAGAAAGACAGGGAAGACUUUGUGCCCUUCACUGGAGAAAAGAAAGGGAGAGUCUUUAUUCCCAAAGAAAAGCCCAUAGAAACUCAUAAAGAAGAAAAAGUGACCCUUGACCCGGAACUGGAAGAAGCUUUGGCCAGCGCCUCUGACACUGAACUCUAUGAUCUUGCAGCUGUUCUUGGAGUACACAAUUUGCUCAAUAAUCCAAAGUUCGAUGAAGAAACAGCAAGUAGUAAAGGUGGCAAAGGGCCUGUGAGAAAUGUGGUCAAAGGUGAAAAGGUCAAGCCUAUAUUUGAGGAACCACCCAAUCCCACAAAUGUGGAAGUAAGUCUGCAGCAGAUGAAAGCCAAUGAUCCCAGCCUUCAAGAAGUCAAUCUCAACAACAUAAAGAACAUUCCAAUACCAACCUUGAAAGAAUUUGCUAAAGCUCUGGAGACCAACACUCAUGUACAAAAGUUCAGCUUGGCUGCAACCCGCAGCAAUGAUCCUGUGGCAAUUGCUUUUGCAGAUAUGCUGAAAGUAAACAAGACGUUGAAAAGUCUAAACAUAGAAUCCAAUUUUAUAACUGGAACUGGGAUCCUGGGCCUGGUAGAGGCACUGAGAGAAAAUGACACCCUGACCGAGAUCAAGAUUGACAACCAGAGACAACAGUUGGGAACAGCCGUAGAGAUGGAAAUUGCUCAGAUGCUGGAGGAGAAUUCAAGGAUCCUCAAGUUUGGAUAUCAGUUUACCAAGCAAGGGCCACGAACAAGGGUGGCAGCUGCCAUCACAAAGAAUAAUGACCUGGUUCGUAAAAAGCGAGUUGAAGCAGACCGAAGGUAAAUUUCUACAACAAGAGACGAAGUUUCACCAUGGCAGCCAUUUAAAAACAAAUGAAAACUUUCCUCCUUCCUCAUCGGUACCAUUUUAUCAAAGGUUGUUCAUUUCAGUUAGCCACAUGACUAAUAAUUUGUUAUCCUUUUUUAGCACUACUUAUUUAUCUUGGAUUUUUUAAUAUAUACAGUUGUUUUAUUUGCUCAUGGGCACAUCUGGCAACUUGCAUUAGUGGACUUACGCAAAUGUUAGUAGGUGACAACAAUCAAAAAUGAUUUAACUGCUUCCAUAUUGGAUUUUCUUGCUUUCUUACGUGAAUUUGUUUUUUAACCACUGAAAGGAAUUGAGUAUUUAAGUGUGUUUGUAACUAUGAUUAUGAUAGAGGCCUAUCUCUGUUUACAUGCACAGCUUUGAGUUAGGCUAAAUACAGCAGAAGUGUUCUACUGACCACAUAAGAAGUUAGUAUUGCCAAUCUUUCACUGGGUAAGAAAAUGUGACCAACUUAGAACAAAUUCUCUCUUAGUUCCGGAAAUAUUACUAAAUGCAUAUGCCUCACUGAUCAGCAAUCAGUGGUAUCAUCUUCAUAAAAGCAAGACAUUAUAUGAUACUUUAACACAGUCCUAGCAAAUAAGUAUAAAGUGUUUAUUUACCCACAAAAAUAGCUUCAAGCCAGACUUAGAAGUAAUAAAAUGAAUUAGCACACCAACCUUUACUUAUUAUUCAACAUAGAUUUAAUCUUUAACAUGACUCUGAUGGAUAACUUUUUACAAAGCUGUUUUAAAGCUUAUUAGGCACAAUGGGAAAUUUUUAAAUUUUAGUAAGAGAGAAGCUUUUAAAACAGUACACUCCUAAGUAAAACAAUAAUUGCACCCUAGUCAAGACUGUCUGAUAAACACGAUUGCAUUAUUUUGGCAAAUUUUAGAACCAUUUAUUGCUUUAUCUUUAGUAUAACAAGAUCACAGAAUGAAAUGUGAACAUCAAAGUUAAUUAUACAGAUUUUUGUCUACAUGGCAUGAUCCAUCCAGACAUUUGCAAACAUCAGGAAAAAAUGUGAAUUAUCACUUAUCCAGAUGUUUGUCUUCUCCAGAACUAGACAUGUGAAAGUACUGAGAUGAUUACAUGGUACUAUGCAUCAAUCUUAAUUUAGCAGUACAACCGUGCAAUGCUAAAAUAAAGAAACAAGUGACUGCUGACUGCA
Pteropus alecto (black flying fox) is the source of this 2414-nucleotide messenger RNA. RefSeq names its product tropomodulin 2 (gene TMOD2). The record is from RefSeq and is a predicted model, not a curated record. Gene Ontology annotation, biological process: muscle contraction; pointed-end actin filament capping; myofibril assembly. NCBI's taxonomy places the organism in Eukaryota, Metazoa, Chordata, Mammalia, Chiroptera, Pteropodidae. Gene Ontology annotation, cellular component: striated muscle thin filament; myofibril. The coding region runs from base 170 to 1225 and encodes 351 amino acids. The transcript has 10 exons. Gene Ontology annotation, molecular function: tropomyosin binding.